This is a messenger RNA of Drosophila willistoni, 1509 nucleotides long. Its product is annotated as lysosome-associated membrane glycoprotein 5. The transcript is spliced from 5 exons. Gene Ontology annotation, cellular component: membrane. Lineage: Eukaryota; Metazoa; Arthropoda; Insecta; Diptera; Drosophilidae. The record is from RefSeq and is a predicted model, not a curated record. Bases 238 to 1152 code for a protein of 304 amino acids.
ACGAAGUGGAAGGGACGACGAUGACGACGACGACGACGACGAGGAGAACGUUCGGCACGUUUAGGCACAUAGAACUAAAUGUACGGCCGUAUAAGCAGCCAACAGCCAACAGGACACAGUUGUGCGCAGGACCCCAAGCGAAACACACGUCGCAAAUUGAAGCUAAAUAUAUCAUAUCAUUUGAAAGAAAACUAAAGUAAAGUAAAGAAAAGAGGAAAAAAAGAAAUCAAAGUCAAUAUGAAAAUGCUAAAAUUGUCAAAUCGAAUUGAUGCAAAUCGAAAGAAAACUUCGUUUGCCUCAAUUCUCAAUAAUCCUUUUAGCCUCAAUGUAAGUGGGCUUAUUGCUGUUAUUUUGGCUUUACUAAUGGUAUCAGCAACUCAGGGUUUACAAUUGAGCGCAUUUACAACAAAAACGCCAAGGGUCACCAAAUUUACAACCAAAGGGCCAUCGGCCUCGUCAAUGAAUCAUGAAGCGACCACUUCGAUUUAUCGUUUUAAUGCCACAAAUGGAAUAACCUGCAUUUUAAUGCAAGUUGACGGUUUAAUUGGCAUUAAAUAUCGCAAUAAAUUGGGUGAGGAUGUUGAAGCCGAUCUAUAUAUGCCGGAUACCCCACAAUUGAGUGGCGAAUGUGUUGAAUCAAAUAUGGAAAUAUUAACAAUGGAUUUUAGGGGUUUCCGUCUAUCCAUGACAUUCAAAAAGUCCUCUGGCGGCGAAGGCUGGUAUAUAAAUCUAUUUGAGCUGACCUAUUCAUCAUCUAAUUCACUUUUUGAGCAUCCCGAUCGUCCUGGAUUGAAUGUCAAGCUAACUUCACCUGUGCAUCAGCCAAUGUUUUUCCCAACGCCAGUGGGUAAAUCCUAUGUAUGCGAUAAGGAGAAAACUGUCAUUAUGUAUGCUCCACAAGAUUCGGGUGAUCAAUCGGGGCAUAUAGCUCGUCUGUAUUUGAGAGAUUUGCAUAUGCAAAGCUUCAUGUUCAAGGAGAGCGGCAAAUGGGGACCAUCAUUCCAUUGCAGUGCCACCGGUUCGUAUCGAGAUGAGACAGCUCCACUGGCUGUGGGCACAGCCCUGGCCAUUGCAGUUCUAUUGACCAUUUCGGGUUAUGGUGGCUGGCGUUACUUUAAAAUCAAGAAGGUCCAAUAUGGUUCCAUGGAGUAAGGAUCCAGAACAAAAAACAAAAAGAAAACCAAAUAAUAUUCAAAGAGAAAGGACUAAGGACCUCUCUCUAAUUCUCUUGUUUUAACUUAUCAACUUAUUUUCAUCAUAUCUUUGUCUACAUAUCCCCCCAAAAAAAGAACAAAAAACAAAUGUCACUCUAUAUAUCUCGCGCUCUACUUUUUCUUUCCCGAUGUUGGAUCGAUCUAAGUUAGAUAAUGAUUGUGUAUGAUUGUAUUAUGAUGAUAUUGUGUACCAGCGAUUAAUUGAAUGCAACUUAAGAUACAUAUACUAUAUACAUAUAUGAGAAUUGCAAAAUGUCUUCCAUAUCGUUAAUGUAUAAAAACAAAAACUAAAAGA